AUGGCCAGGCCAGCAAACGCAGCGGUCAGAGAGAGCAGGCGUGGCUCAACAUCUCACGACAUCGAGCGCAUUAACGUUCUUAAGGCGUUGACAGCUGCCGAACACUCGAGACGGCAAUUUAUCUUGAACUUUGCUGCUAGCAGAGACACGCAACUUUCUAUUCCUGGGAAGAAGUCCGACAUUAUCAAAGCGGCUGAGGAGUGGGUUGCGCUCUGGCUCAGCCAGAACGGCUUCCACGUUGUCAACAACGAGUUUUUCAAAUACACAGUCGAUGCCCGAUUAUGGUCGGCUCAUGUCGGAGACGAUCUUGAUUUCCCGUUCGCUUUUAUGCGAGAACGAUUUGAGCCAUCUCUGAGCGACGUUUCGGAAGGCGAGUUGAAACGCCCAUUGAGCGAUGCGUCCGUCGAAGCCCAAGAGAUUGAAGUUGCAGUUGCGACUCCCACAAAAGCUCACACCCCGAAGAAGCAACAGGCACGACAACAAGCGCCAGGUCCCUCCACACCGCCAAAGCGUCGGCAAACCGCAACAGUUUCCAUGACACAGGCAAAGCCUAAUGUUCCUGAUCGGAAGCGGAGCAUGUCACUCAUGAGUUUUGACGAUUUGAAAGCUUCCCCGAAGGCGACUCAGCAGAAGUUUCCAUUGCUCGUGCGUCUGGGCCGCUCUUGGUCGCGGCGAAUGUCCUCCACGUCCUGA
Molecule: messenger RNA, 693 nt
Organism: Dichotomopilus funicola
Lineage: Eukaryota; Fungi; Ascomycota; Sordariomycetes; Sordariales; Chaetomiaceae
Exons: 2
Coding region: 1-693 (230 amino acids)
Source: RefSeq, a predicted model, not a curated record